Messenger RNA from Paramacrobiotus metropolitanus, 4027 nucleotides. Its product is annotated as zinc finger protein 26-like. The transcript has 7 exons. Gene Ontology annotation, cellular component: nucleus. The record is from RefSeq and is a predicted model, not a curated record. Bases 429 to 3668 code for a protein of 1079 amino acids. Lineage: Eukaryota; Metazoa; Tardigrada; Eutardigrada; Parachela; Macrobiotidae.
AUAUUCGCAGUGGGUUUACUUUAGUUUUGAGUGAUUUUAUAACUUUUGCUUCUUUGUACUUUGUAGGUACGACUACCAUUAAAGAUACUGUAAAUAAAUCAUUGAAUAACGUUGCUUGUUCGUUCCUGAAACAUUUGUCCUGAUCACCUAGAUGCACAUUCGUCAUUCCAGAAGAUUUCCAGCCAGAACCUCCUCGUUAGGCGAGUGGCGACGGACGAGCCUCUGCGUUUCGGAAUUUGCUGAUUUCCGCUGUCUUCGAAUUCUCCUUGGAAAGCAACUAACAUUUGAAUCAGGAUUGCGACGGUUUGCGACUCUCCAGGACAGCAUUGUUGCGUUUGGCACUGAUCAGUGAUCACUGGCUGACUGAUGCUGCAAAAAUUGCGUUUCUCUGGCAGAACCGAGAACGAGAUCCGUGGAAUUGUCUAGCCAUGGCCGUUUCUCAGUAUUGUGAACCCCUGGAGCAAAUCUUUUGUAAUGAGUGCCUGAAAUGGACCACCGUGCCGUGCGUUUCGCAUGCGGAACGCAUUCCCGACACGAUGGUGUUUCCCUAUGCUAUGGCGAGUUUGCCGUCUGUCUUGUAUUUGGAUAUUCCUUCCGAUGGCCAAUCUGACAAAGCCGUUUUCGCCAAAGAACCCAUUCGUUCGCAGACAGUUUUCGGCCCGUUCGUCAGUGCACUGAAUGUCGAUAAACCGGCUGAUGCGGCGUUCGCCUGCGGAAGUGCAUCGCAGGAAGGACUGCAUUAUUUUCACACGGAAUCGAAUCAGACGACCAACUGGAUGAAAUUCGUGAGAUUUGCCAGGAAUGCGACUGAGCAAAAUUUGGCUGCGUUCGAGGUCCAUGAAGAUUCUCUCUUGUUGACACCCUCGGACGCUGUUUCGCCUACGCGUACGCACGUGAUAUUCAUCAGCACGAAGGUUGUCCUACCCGGCGAGGAGCUGAAAGUCGCCUAUUCCCUGGUCUACUCCCAGACCAUCGCCUCCGCCGAACGGCAGAGUGCUCACCCGACCGAGCCUAUGAUGGCAGCGGAACCAUGUGGACAAGAGAAUAAAGAUUCUUCCGCCACGGUUACCAAGCGUGUGAAACCGCGUUCGCAACUCGGUCCCAUUCAGAUCGGUUCGAUCAAGGCCGUUAGGAAACUGCUCUCCAUGCCUAGAAAUACUGGGCCUAAUCCUGUACAGCAUGAACCGGGUCUGGGGACUGGUCAGAAAUUGUCGACGAAUUCUUCAGGCGCGGAAACCGUUAAAAUCAUUAAGUGUUCGGAUCGGACGCACGAGGACUUAGAUAGGAGGGAGAAAAAGCGCAAAAAGCUCUGCGACAAUCCAUGGCCGGUUUUAAAGAAUAUGCCCAAUUUUUUGCCACCGGAUGAGGAUGUCGUUGUGAAUUCGCAGAAUGAUUUGGCGAUUGCUAUUGUGCGCGCGAUAAGUCCCACGGAUGCACCGGAAGUUGAUGAUGUCAUUACAGAUUCCUUCGAUGCGGCUGGAGAAUCUGCUACGAUUCCAGUGUUUCCACUGGAGACAGAUGAUAGUUUUGGAAUUACGUCUCCCGGCGUACCGGUCAAAGAAGACCACCCCGUUGACGAGUUAGAUGUGAUGGCAGAAAUGCAGAGCUUAAAAACAAGAGCACAUCUUGCAUCGCGAAAGAAGGGUUUGUGCUUGGUGUGCGGCGAACGAGUGCAAGAUCUGCCGGAUCAUCUGGAUAAAACGCACACCGAAGAGGACGUUCAAGCCGUGAAUGAUGCGUGCUUCUUCUGCCAUCAGAAGUUCCACACAAAUAAACCACAAAGAUCAUUGGCCACACACUUGAGCAUCGUGCAUCCCGCCAAAGCAACCGUGCCGGAUGAAGCCACAGGAGCCGCUGCACUGGAGUUUAUGCAGCGCACCGGGUUUUUGAAUUACAAGUGUGCCGAAUGCGUCUUUAUUUUCCCCACGAAACCGUUGCUGGAUUUGCACAUGUUCACGCAUAAUUCCGCGCUAGUCGACCGGCCGGAGCGGAAGUGCCCGGGAUGCCCCUUUGUUGGGGAAACGUUCGCCGGUCUGGUCAAGCAUACCGUGCAGCAUCGCGCUAAGAGGAAAGGCGGAAAAAUUCCCUGUCCGUUGUGCGGAGUCGGGGUCGUCGGCAGUCCCCGCGGACACAUGGAGAAACAUCAUCCCGAAGCCUUGGAUAUGAUUGUGGAAAAAUGGAAAUUAGAGUGUCCGGAAUGUCGAAAAAAGUUUGAUCAAUCCGGGGCACUCGGCCAGCAUGUGCACGAGCGGCACAAAGGAUGGCAGUGUGUGUACUGUGGAUACAGCGACUGGAAGGGAUGGCAGGGCUUCCACGAGCAUAUCGCGACGCACAUGGAAGAGAAAGCACUUCCCUGCCUGCUGUGUGAUCUGUCGUUUAAGGAAUACUGGAAACUGUGCGUUCAUAUCCGGGAUUGUCACGGCGCGGAUGCCACCGAGUAUGCCGACACAGUGGCGGGGAAUGACGCUAUCCCGACUCCAAAAAGUGUCCCUCCUGAGCUGGUGGAACGCGCCAUCGAGCUGAUGCGGGAGACGGAGGUGUUCUACUGCAGUUGCCGUGAAUGUCGCCGGUCAUUCGUUAGUUUCGAUGUGCUCGAUCUGCACCAGCUGCAGCACGAACCGCCGGGCAGUUGGGACGGCGAUCCGCGGCGGCAGUGUCCGGCUUGUGCGUUUCACGCGGGAAGCUGUGCCGAACUGGUGCAGCACACGGCGCAGCACCGGUUGAACCGGUUUGAUGCGCAUCCGUGUUUGAUCUGCGGGGAGACGGUGAAGCGGAUGCGCGGUCAUGUGGCCGAGAAGCAUCCCGCCGAGAUGCAACGGAUUACGGAGAACUGGGAGUUUCAGUGUCCGGACUGCGAUUACAAGUUCAAAAACCGCGGAACCAUGGAGAUCCACAUUAAGUCGCUGCAUAAAGGCUUCCAGUGUUGGUACUGCGCCAAAGUGUUCUACAACUCGAAACAAAUCGGGAGUCAUGUUAUGGUGCACAGCGUUAACGGCCGAUACCCGUGUCCAGCGUGUGAGAAGGUAUUUCCGAGAUAUCCGCUGUUCAACAAUCAUUAUCGGAAGUGUCAUGAUGCCACGCGAACGAAGAAGUGUAGUUUGUGCCCGAUGGUGUUUUGUGGUGAGGACGAUUUGGACGACCAUAUGACGACGUGCCACGAUGCUGCCGUCGACAAAACGGGAACCAAGACGAAGAAGCCGGCCGCCGGCAAAACGGCAGCCAAGACGGAGAAGCCGGGAACGACGUCGACAAGCCUGUGUGAUGUGUGUGGGGAGCGAUUCAAAAACUACUUCAACAUGUAUUACCAUAAAAUCACCGUGCAUUUGGGGAGAAAUCCCAAUUUGAAGCAGAAGCCGAAAGUGCGGACACAGUGCGAUGAAUGUCAGCAGCUGUUUGCUAGUGCACUCACCUUGAUGACACAUAAAAAGUGGGUGCAUCUCGGUGUCUGCAGGGAGAAGGAUAGGAAGAUGAGGCUGCGUGCGGAAAGGAAGGCGGCCGGCAUCCCGAAUCCGCGCUAUGUGAAACCGCGGGAUCGGAUAGCCUACGAGGAUUUUAAGCACAAAUGUGAGGAAUGCCGGCUGGGAUAUGCGUGGGCGAUUUCGCUGCUCAAACACAACGAAUCGCGACAUCCCGAGAAGAUUAUUCAGCAGACGAGCAUCAGUCAAUGAUUAUCCUGUGAAACCACUCAUUUCCGUUAGCGCACUCCCGUGGAAUGGUACGGUAAUUAUGUGGUGAGUGAUAUAACUUGAUCUUUCCUGAUUACUACUUUGGCGCGUUGUUGUUAAGUUUUAUGUUUCUUUAUUUGUUUACUAUUUUAGCUGUGAUUCAGUGGAUCGCCGAAUAAAAUAAGAUUCCCAAGCACGAGAUUUCGGAGCAUAAAAUGUGCUCGAUGAACAGGCUGUUGAUACUUUCUGUAGUAUACGAUAGAUUCGAAACAGUAACGCAAUUACAUACAAUAAUAGUAUUCCAUCAAAAUGUUGUCUGACAGAACUUCGCCAAUAUGUACGUCAUGAGCAACAGCCUGUGU